Dipodomys ordii (Ord's kangaroo rat) is the source of this 1753-nucleotide messenger RNA. It is a transcript of the gene Msantd3, whose product is annotated as Myb/SANT-like DNA-binding domain containing 3. Lineage: Eukaryota; Metazoa; Chordata; Mammalia; Rodentia; Heteromyidae. The transcript is spliced from 4 exons. The record is from RefSeq and is a predicted model, not a curated record. The coding region runs from base 172 to 999 and encodes 275 amino acids.
UAAAACAACAGGAAUUUGUGUCUCCUAGUUUUCAAAGGCUGAGAAGUCCAAGAUCAAAGUGGUGUAACAAGCUCUGCAGAACCCAACCACAUGGCCCAGGGAGGCCUGCUGUUCUACAAAAUUAAGCAAAGUAAAUUGGAUAGCUAACUACCCAGAGAAAUAUAGUGGAAAAUGCAAAACAACGAAAUUAUAAAGCCUGCCAAAUACUUCUCGGAGUUGGAAAAGAGCAUCUUGCUUGCUUUAGUAGAAAAGUACAAAUAUGUGCUGGAGUGUAAGAAAAGCGAUGCCCGAACUAUUGCCCUCAAACAACGUACCUGGCAGGCGCUUGCCCAUGAAUACAACUCCCAGCCAAGCGUUUCCCUGCGGGAUUUCAAACAGCUAAAGAAGUGCUGGGAGAACAUCAAGGCUAGGACCAAAAAAAUUAUGGCUCAUGAAAGGAGAGAGAAAGUGAAGCGGAGUGUGAGCCCACUGCUCAGCAGCCACGUCCUGGGGAAGGAGAAGAUCAGCACCAUGCUGCCUGAGCAACUCUACUUCCUACAGAGCCCUCCUGAGGAGGAGCCGGAGUACCACCCUGACGCCCCAGCCCAAGAAUCAUUUGCUGUUUCAAAUAGAGAACUGUGCGAUGAUGAGAAAGAGUUCAUACAUUUUCCAGUAUGUGAGGGGACCUCUCAACCUGAACCCUCGUGUUCAGCUGUCAGAAUAACAGCCAAUAAAAACUACAGGAGCAAAGCCUCUCAGGAAGGUGCUUUAAAAAAGAUGCAUGAGGAAGAACACCAUCAACAAAUGUCCAUCUUACAACUGCAGCUGAUACAAAUGAAUGAGGUGCAUGUGGCCAAAAUCCAACAGAUAGAGCGGGAGUGUGAGAUGGCAGAGGAGGAGCACAGGAUAAAAAUGGAAGUUCUCAAUAAAAAGAAGAUGUAUUGGGAAAGAAAGCUACAAACUUUUACCAAGGAAUGGCCUGUUUCUUCAUUUAACCGGCCCUUUCCCAAUUCACCCUAAGACUUUUGGGAGUGACUCCCUUGUAAUUAAUCUGUGUUGGAAAUGAAAGUCUGGAAGAUGAACUUCCGGUCAGUAACUUGUAACGGAGCUACAACUAGGAAAAUUUAGAGUGGUAGUAGUCACUUAUUUAAGAAUACAUUCAGGUAGAACAGCCGCACCCUAUGUACCCCUCAAAGGGUAAAGAAGCUGUUAGAGUCUUCUGAAAAUUAUCACUACGAGUGCUAUAAUUCUGAAUGUAAUGUUAAAAUUCAUGUAAGAACCAUGUGCGAGUGUGUUGUAGGGUUUUUGGUUGUUGUUUUGUUUUUUUUUUAAAUCAAAUGCAAGUGUGACUAUAAAGGAGUGUGGCUGAUUUUGUUUUUUCUUUCUAAGUAGUCAUUUUCUAUCCGAAUUAAUGCCCUCCCAUUGAAAAUGGCUGUCCUGGUGGCCACAUGUCUCUGUAGGGGAGGAGCCAUUGAUUACUCUCAAAACUUGCUGGAGGCCUUUGGGGAAUCUCCGAGAGAGCUGUGACCCCUUGUUACGUCACUUCUUCAGGGCCAUCCUCUAGAGUGUGGAUUUUCUGGAAAGAUAUUUUCUAAAGUAGCUUAUAAAACUGCCUUUUUAAGGCCUUUUCCCCCAAAGAGAAAUUCCAAGUAAGGUCUCCAACCAUGGUAGUUUCGUUGGAACUAAGACUGUAAUAACUUUGAGGGUUUAAUGUUCAUUUAGAUUUCUACCUUCUGUUACAUUUGUUUUAUUAAAGAAAAGUCUUGUAAUUUUA